GACUUUGCUCAGGCAGCUUUCAGAUUUCCUUCCGUGUGCUCUCUGCUCUUUUCGACAUGGCCGCCGCGGGACCUUUGAUUGAGGACUUGGAGUCCGAGGAAGAGCCGAAGAUCGCUCCGGUCGCACCGAGCUCCGGUGUGAAGAAGGUGGCGCUGGCGGUCGCGUUGGGGCUCGGGCUCGUGGUGGUUCUGGGGGCAGGCACGCAGAACUUCGGGGUCUUCCAGGGCAAGUCUUCCCAAGCCUGGACACGAUGUCGAAGGUCAAAGUCUGGAAAGACAGCUUGAGCGGUGACGAACUCUGCUCUGAUGACUACCCCCACAAGGAGAUCUUUGAUGGCGCCGGUUUAGAAGUGCAAGGCAAGUACAUCAAGAAAGGCGACCGCGAUGUGGUGAACCUUGUGGAUGAGUUCAACCUGAACGAGGCCGCGCUGUCCAAGAAGGACUUCAUGGCCUGGGCGAAGAAAUUCCUCGUGAAGACCCGAGAGCAGCUGGCGAAGGACCAGGCAGACCGCGUGGACGGCUUCAAGAAGGGCUCCACUAAGAUGGUGAAGUUCAUCAUGGGCAAGUUCGACGAGUGCCAGUUCUGGACUGGAAGCAGCUACGACCUGGAUGGCUCUCUCGUCGUCUCCUACGUCAAGGAUAACGGCAAAGACGUCACGUUUCUCUACUUCCUCGACGCCCUGAAAGCAGUGACCUAUUGAAGGACAUUGUCUGAGAGGCAGUCUGUAUGAGCUGAAUGUCUUGCACUCUGGUUCACCCAGUGCAGUGAUUCUAUAGAUUGCUCACACAUGUGCAAACAAACAGCCGACUUUGCUUUUAGGCUCC
Messenger RNA from Effrenium voratum, 824 nucleotides. NCBI's taxonomy places the organism in Eukaryota, Dinophyceae, Suessiales, Symbiodiniaceae. The record is from the annotation of a GenBank genome assembly.